Sodiomyces alkalinus F11 is the source of this 736-nucleotide messenger RNA. RefSeq lists its product as hypothetical. The coding region runs from base 140 to 595 and encodes 151 amino acids. Lineage: Eukaryota; Fungi; Ascomycota; Sordariomycetes; Glomerellales; Plectosphaerellaceae. The transcript has a single exon. The record is from RefSeq and is a predicted model, not a curated record.
CUCACUUAUAUGGUCUGUCACUAGGAGGUACGAAUUCAUUCUUCUUUCUUUUUAGCCCUAUGCGGAGGGGGCGGGCUGAGGUCUCUCCCUGACUUUGCGAUGAAUCAGUCUUACAUGUUAUUUCGCAGUACGUUCGGGCAUGGGCCUGGUCGUAUCACACUACACGGCCUUCAAGACAUCCCACAUCUUCCCUUGCUUCUCGUCUUUUUCUCUGCUUCGUAAUUACUUUCGGACCUCUUGGCCUCUCAAGCCGUUGUUUCGGAACGUUCUACCGAGUCCUUGCUUGCGCUCAGCCACCCCAUGCCCGAGGUCACCGCCGACGUCAAAGCGUAGUGUGCAUCUGUCUGUGCGUGUCUCUGUGCACGCAGCCAGUUCAGUCUGUCUGCGUGUGAUCAUCCGUCUGAUUUACGUCCUCUCACAAAAAAGAACAGGCUCUGUUUCUGUUCCCACUGCUCCCUCGAAGCCGCCAUACCACUGUACCCACCUCUCGGCAAGCAUGCGGUCCGAAUCGCGACACACUACGGAGUCGUUGGCGACAAGGCAGGGCGUUACAUGGCGUACGAAAGUCGCGUCCGAAAGUGCGAAGGACAGAUGAUUCGUAACGCGUACGAUGUAGCUCCAGUAGGGCCGAAGCCGAAGAUGUCUCGGUCUUUCUCGUCUUUCCCAGCUUCUUGAUCACAUCCACAUGAUUCAUUCAGCCUCCCUCUCACUUGACAUUCUCUGAAAGGACGUGCGC